ACCAGUGGCAAAGUACUGGAGUCAGUGUGUGUAUGUAUCUGUUCGCGGUGUGUCCAUCAAGCUUUCAUCACGGGCUACAGUGUUUUAUGAUACUUUUUUUUGGUUACUUGUUUACUUAUCACCGUGUGUCACCACCGUUCGUUACUAUUAUUAACAUAAAUAAACAAAAGUGAAGUUGUGGGUUUGUGUAUAUAGGUAUUUUUUUUUGAGGGUGUAUAAAGUGAGGUUAUAAGCGUAGAUAACUUAAGCUCAGCACAAUAGUUGCGUAACAUGAACGUGAAUUUGUUAUAUUCUGUCUGCUUUAUAAAUAGUUAUUGGUAUAUGAGGCUGGCCUGUUAAAAAAAAACAUUAUAUGGUACUGGAGAUCAUAGAGUGGUAUUAAUAGUGAUACUGAAAUUCGUGAAAUGUAUUAAUUAGGCACGUAACACAUAAAAUGUAGUAAGAUUAUAGAAGAAUUUUCUUCCUGCCAGUUAAAUGUUCCGCGCAGUGUGGAAGGUUAAUUAAUUUGAACUGGAACCAAAUCAGAUUAUACAUGAUAUUUUUACAGUUGAUUGAUAGAAAUUAAAUUGAAAUAUCAUCAAAAGAUUUUCUCAUGCAGUAGGCGGCCAGUUAAUUGUGACAUUUAAGCCUAAUUAUUAAUUAUUUGUUAAUGACCAACUUGUGACUCAUAGUAUGUAUUGAAGCGUGUUCUAAAGUGAAAUAUAAGUUCUUUGGUUCGCCAAUGACUAUGAGUUGCCCUGAGGUGGUGUAUCAGGCUUACUAUCCUUACCUGUAUCAGCGCCCAAGUACGUCGGCCUCUGCCGUUGCCAGGACAACUCCAUUUCCACCUUUCUCACAUCAGUAUGAUCGGUUCAAUGUCCAGAGGUCGCUGGAGCACCAACAGCAGCCGUCAUCAUCUGCCUCAUCCCUGCCACCCAGCAUCGACGUGUACCAUGCUCACCAUUCGUCUCACCAUAGCAGCGCCGGUUCAGUCAGUUCUGGCGGUGGAGGAGUCGGUAGCCCGGGCUCGCCACCGGUGUCUGUGUUGCGUCACAAGGAGGAGGACGCAGCAGCGGGGGGAAGCUCAGGGGAAGGGGGUCCACCGGGCCUCGAGGAAGACGAAGACGAUGAUGAAGAAACGGGAGGCACGACGGGCCCCGGGAGCAGGGCGCAGUACGUGUCUGCCAACUGCGUCGUGUUCACACAUUAUUCAGGAGACGUCGCGUCAGUGGUCGACGAACAUUUCUCCAGGGCGCUGAGUUACGCGGAAAACAAGAGCAAUUCCUCGACGUCUACGCAGGUCAAAGAAACGUCUCCCAUGUCUGCGCGCAACUUCCCACCUUCCUUCUGGAACAGCAACUACCAGGCGAGUCCUGCCGCUGUGACGUCACACCACUCAGCGGCCGCUGAAUUGUACGGUGACCCGUACCACCCUCACAGUGCAGCGACUGCAGCUUCCGACCCCUGGCAUUCCCACUACCAGCAGUACAGUGCGGCCGCUGCUCACCAUCACCACAGAGCUGUCCAUGAGUAUCACCACCAUCACAAUAUGGCGGCGCAAUAUGGCGGUCUCCUGUUGCCACCCACUACGAGACUGCCACCACACGUGACCGCGUCUCAUCAGUAUAGUAAGGGCGCCGUACCCGAGCCCUGGGGAGCUGCGAGCCACAGCGCCGCCGCCGCCGCGGCACGACUCCACCACGACCAAGCCUCUGCGCAUCACUCACACGCACACACCCUCGAUUCGGCGGGAUAUUCGGCCUACCCCACUAUGGCCGUGACACCGAAACUGUUAUCCGUGAAUUGGCAGCGUCGGAGACCUGAAUCUGCAGGUCUGGAGGCCCAGGUCCAGGAGUCUUCAAAAGACCUCUACUGGUUUUAAUUAUAAUUCGUUGACGUGGUUUUAUUAUUUUUCCCUUUUUGUUGUAACUUACGAUUCGUGGAGAAACGGGCAUCACUAACAUCUGAUCUGUUCUGCGAGCCCUGAAGGAUCCCGGAAGAUGUUUUUUUGUUAAUUCCAUAACUGUAGCAACAAAAAUGAAAAGUAGUUCACUUUAUGAAUAAAAAUGGACAGGACUUGAAGGACAUAUUAUCCUUCCUUGGAGUUUUUAUGGAGUUGGUGAUGGUUUAUCGACAGAGUUGAACUUUGUAUUACCAUUACUAAGCAUGGGCGCCCCCAAGUUUUAUUCAAAGUGGGGCAGUCACUUUUCCAAUGGUGGUGAGCCAGAAAGCUUGAUUUUAAGCAGUUUAAAAAGUAUUGUACCGAUCUCCUUCCUCACGCCCAACCACCAAAAUGGAGUACCAGGGACUACAUUUCGUCUGGCCCCUACCCUUUGAUCUGUCUGGCACGGGUGACCCUACCAGAAGCUUACGCUCCCGCCAGCAUAGCUCUGAGUCAUUGGGAGUGCGCACACCGCCUCUCCAUGAUAAGGCUAUAGUCCUCGAGGCGUUUACUGAGCAGCUUAGGAUUUUCGGAUACAUAUUUUUAAAUAUUUUAUAAAUUUCUUUCAUCUUUUAUAUUUCCAUAAAGCCAUGUGAGGUAGAUGACUGGCUUGCCUCCCCCACUGUCGACGCCCAUGUUACUAAGACUACGUUAUUUCCUCUGUAUGAAAACUAUAGUCUAUUUCACACUGUAACACUAGGAAGACAAGUAUGAGGUGAAAGUAUGGAUGGGACAUAAGAGCAUUCAGUAGUCUGCAAGCUUCACUGUAAUAUCCAGCCUAGCCGUGCCAUAGCUCAAGCGGUUAGUCGCUGCAGACCGGGCUCGAUCCCAGGUCAGGUCGAGUGGGAUUUGUAGUGACCAAAGUGGCGUUGGGGCAGGUUGCGUUGCUAUUGAACGGACGCGAGAGAUCAUUGAAGUGAGUCUGUAUUAUUUUCAUCGAAGAUUUCUGACUCGAAUACCACAGAUCACUUCAAAAUGCAUCAAAAUAAACAUGUUUCUCAAAUAUUAUUCUUAAUCUCAAUUGUAAUUUCAACUCGUAUUUGUCUCCUGAGAUGUUCUUGAAAGGAAAUUUCCCUGCAUUAAAAUGACUGCUGGCACAUUUAUUGUCAAGUUGUACAAAUAUUAUAAUUAUUAUUAUCAUUAUUAUUAUUAUUACUAAUAUAUAUAUGUUAUAACAUUUUAAUUUAUGUACAUAGAAACGAAUUUGUUAUAUAUUGGCAUCAAGAACUGUGUUUUGUGAGUGAAUAAUACAAAAUACCUGUGCAAUCAUACCAUAAUAUGAAGAAAAGUGCUGUGUUACGAGUUAUUUAAAGAAAGUACUUCAAGUUUUUGAAAUAGUUACUUUUAAAAGACUACAAGGAAAAUUCUCAUUUAGAAGUAUGAUGUCUUCAAGAACAUUUAUUGUAUAUAUAUAAACCGACAUCAAACCGUCGUGUAAAUCUUUCUUUUUUCCUCUGUUUUAAAUUUAAUUUUAACUCGAAGCAGAACGAAUUGUCAUUUCCUUGUUUCCUUGGAACAUUGCAAUUGUAGAGCGUCUCUGUGUCAAGGUUAUGUAGCCCAGCGUAAGCCGAUGUGCUCCACGGUUUCUUAUUCAGAUGUGUGUCUGGUAUUCGUAAACCGGUU
This is a messenger RNA of Cryptotermes secundus, 3544 nucleotides long. It is a transcript of the gene vg, whose product is annotated as protein vestigial. The record is from RefSeq and is a predicted model, not a curated record. The coding region runs from base 722 to 1861 and encodes 379 amino acids. The transcript has 7 exons. Gene Ontology annotation, biological process: regulation of transcription by RNA polymerase II. Lineage: Eukaryota; Metazoa; Arthropoda; Insecta; Blattodea; Kalotermitidae. Gene Ontology annotation, cellular component: nucleus.